CCCCUUGUGCUUCCAAAACAGCAGGCAAAGGAGAGGGCCCUGUUCCAUGGAAAACUAUAGAAACCCACUAAAGACAAGGCCAUCCAAGACUCACUCUCCAUAAGAAUCAAGAUUUGGGUUACAUUGCAGGGCACUGAAUGUCAAAGUGAAAGAAUGCAAUGAAGCCCGGAUCAAGGGCAGGAGCAACCGUGACCCUCUUAAAAGAGGCAAUGCCCCAUGUAAUUAGUGAUGCGCGCGAAUGGAUAGACGCUAUUCCCACCGUCCCUACGUAGCAUCCAGCGACACCACAGCCAAGGGACAGGCUUGGCGGAACCUGCGGGAAAGAAGAACCCGCUGAGCCUGAUUGAAACGCGGUGAAGAGACAGCGGAGGGGGAUCAGUGGGCGGUCCCGCCUCCAUCUCCAUUUCCCGCAUGGAGGCCAGGCAAAUCCAGACCAGCUCCUCCCAAACCUCUCCAGAGGAAACCAUGGGAACCCCCCAUAUCCAGCAUUUGCUGAUCCUCCUGGUCCUAGGAACCUCCCUCCUGACCUUGGGCCUAGAGCUGUAUUGUCAAAAGGGUCUGUCCAUGACUGUGGAAGCGGAUCCAGCCAAUAUGUUUAACUGGACCACAGAGGAAGUUGAGACUUGUGACAAAGGGGCACUUUGCCAGGAAACCAUACUAAUAAUUAAAGCAGGAACUGAGACAGCCAUUUUGGCCACGAAGGGCUGCAUCCCAGAAGGGGAGGAGGCCAUAACAAUUGUCCAGCACUCUUCACCCCCCGGCCUGAUGGUGACCUCCUACAGUAACUACUGUGAGGAUUCCUUCUGUAAUGACAAAGACAGCCUGUCUCAGUUUUGGGAGUUCAGUGAGACCACAGCUUCCACCGUGUCAACAACCCUCCACUGCCCAACCUGUGUGGCUUUGGGGACCUGUUUCAGUGCUCCUUCUCUUCCCUGUCCCAAUGGUACAACUCGAUGCUAUCAAGGAAAACUUGAGAUCACUGGAGGUGGCAUUGAGUCGUCUGUGGAGGUCAAAGGCUGUACAGCCACGAUUGGCUGCAGGCUGAUGUCUGGAAUCUUAGCAGUAGGACCCAUGUUUGUGAGGGAAGUGUGCCCAUAUCAGCUGCUCACUCAAUCUCGAAAGACUGAAAAUGGGGCCACCUGUCUUCCCAUUCCUGUUUGGGGGUUACACCUACUGCUGCCAUUGCUGUUGCCAUCAUUUAUUCACUUUUCCUAAGAAGGCACUUCUGGGCCUGGGUCUGAGGACAUCUUUUUUGACUGGGAGCCUUCUUACUGUUGAGGUUCAACAAGUUGAGGAGUAGGUGGGAAUUUGAGGGAGAACAGAGAGAUACUGUGAAUGUAUUUGACAUUUUUAAUACAAUUUCUGCUGUAAUUUUUGUAUGCAGUAGGCGUUACUAAUAAACAUUUCUGCUG
Molecule: messenger RNA, 1412 nt
Organism: Nomascus leucogenys (northern white-cheeked gibbon)
Lineage: Eukaryota; Metazoa; Chordata; Mammalia; Primates; Hylobatidae
Gene: TEX101
Product: testis expressed 101
Exons: 8
Coding region: 412-1215 (267 amino acids)
Biological process (GO): regulation of flagellated sperm motility; binding of sperm to zona pellucida
Cellular component (GO): plasma membrane; plasma membrane raft
Source: RefSeq, a predicted model, not a curated record